Molecule: messenger RNA, 933 nt
Organism: Enhydra lutris kenyoni (northern sea otter)
Lineage: Eukaryota; Metazoa; Chordata; Mammalia; Carnivora; Mustelidae
Product: NKG2D ligand 3-like
Exons: 4
Coding region: 1-933 (310 amino acids)
Biological process (GO): antigen processing and presentation of endogenous peptide antigen via MHC class I via ER pathway, TAP-independent; positive regulation of T cell mediated cytotoxicity; antigen processing and presentation of endogenous peptide antigen via MHC class Ib
Cellular component (GO): external side of plasma membrane
Source: RefSeq, a predicted model, not a curated record
AUGCAGUCCCACUUGGAUGAAAGAGACAUAAACACCUGCAGAGCCCUGGCGCGGCCCCAGGAAGCGCCCUCCGCCUCCCCGCCCGCGGGUUUGUUCAGAAACCGCCCCCGACUCGGUGUAGCGAUGGAGCCCACGGCCGCCACCAAGUUCACAGGGCGCUUGCCGCUCCUGUUUCUACUGCUGCGGCUGCUGCGCGGGAUCACCGCGGCACAGUCCGGGUUGGUCGUGGCCGUGACGCCCGGGGAGCAGAGAAAGGUGAAUGCUCUCUCCCUUUCCUACAAUUUCUCCAUCACAUCUCAAGCCGGGCCUGGACAAUCGUGGUGUGAGAUUCAAGUCCAGGUCAAUGGAAACAAGUUUCUUUCCUAUGACUGUCAGACCAAGGAGUUCAAACCCAUUGGUCCUUGGGGGAUGAAGCUGAAGGACACAGCAUUUUGGCAGAAACAGGAGGAAACUGUGAAACUCCUGGUGGAAGAGCUCAGAAAGAAACUGCUGGACAUCAAAGCAGAGAAUUUCACUAAGAGCGGUUCUCUCACUAUGCAGGGCAGGCUCAUGUGUGAGCGUGGGGCCGAUGGACAUGCCAGAGAAUCCUGGCAGCUUGACUUCAAUGAGCAGAUAACACCACUCUUUGAACUGGAGAACAGAAAGUGGACAGUGGAUCAUUCUGGAGGCCAACAGGUUAAGGAUAUGUUGGAUGGUGACAGAGAGUUGACCGAGCCCCUCAUGAAGAUCACAAACGGAGACUGUCAGAGCUGGCUUCAGCAAGUGUGGGAGCACUGGGAUGAAACGCAGAAGACCACAGUGCCACCAACCACGCGGCAAGACAUGGCCCAGACCAGGAACAUCUGGAUCUUCAUCAUGAGCUCCAUCAUCGCCAGCCUCAUCGUCCUCAUCAUAAUUUGCAUAAUCAUCAUCAAAAAUCAACACUCUGUGUAG